This is a messenger RNA of Emiliania huxleyi CCMP1516, 1580 nucleotides long. RefSeq lists its product as hypothetical. The coding region runs from base 37 to 1383 and encodes 448 amino acids. The record is from RefSeq and is a predicted model, not a curated record. The transcript is spliced from 13 exons. Lineage: Eukaryota; Haptophyta; Isochrysidales; Noelaerhabdaceae. Gene Ontology annotation, molecular function: diaminopimelate decarboxylase activity.
CACCCGACGCGUCGCUUCUGCAAGCCCUUUCGGUGGAUGCUAGCCGCCGUUCUCGCUGUCCCGAGCCUGACUCUCGGUCGCGGCGCGGUCGCGCCGCCGCGCUCCGUCGCGCCUCGCGCCGCGCAGGGCACCAUGGUGGCUGCCCAGGGCACCGACGAGCGGCUGCGCUUCCUCUCCGAGGCGUCGGCGUGCGAGGUGAAGGACAGCUACGGCACUCCGGCGUACGUCUACUCGGAGGCGGCGCUCAAGUCGCAGGCGGAGACGGCGCUGGCCUUCCCGAGUGCAUACGGCCUGACGGUCCGCUUCGCCAUGAAGGCGUGCCCGAACGCCGCCGUGCUGCAGACCUUUGACCGGCUCGGCCUGCACGUGGACGCCUCCUCCGGGUACGAGGUGCGGCGCGCCGUCGCGGCGGGCGUCGCGCCGAGCCGCAUCUCCCUCUCCUCGCAAGAGACGCCCGCCGACCUGGCCGAGCUGCUCGAUCUCGGGAUCAAGUUCAACGCGUGCUCGCUGCGCCAGCUCGCAGAGUACGGGCGGCUGAGGCGCGGCGACCGCUCGACGCAGCUCGGUGUGCGGUUCAACCCCGGGCUCGGCUCGGGCGGCACCGGAAAGACGAACGUCGGCGGCCCGUCCUCCUCGUUUGGCAUCUGGCACGAGCUUCUUCCGGACGUGCAGGCGCUCGUCGAGGAGCACGACCUCGCGCCCGCGCGCGUGCACACGCACAUCGGCUCCGGCUCCGACCCGGCGGUGUGGCAGCGCGUCUCCGGCCUCUCGCUCGACCUCUGCGAGAAGAUCCCGACCGUGGCCUCGCUCAACCUCGGCGGAGGGUACAAGGUCGGCCGCAUGGCGCACGAGGCGUCGACCGACCUCGCCGUCGUCGGAGAGCCAGUCAAGGGCGCCUUCGAAGAGUUUGCGGCGCGCACAGGCCGCCAGCUCGACCUCGAGAUCGAGCCGGGCACGUUCCUCGUCGCCAACUCGGGCUGCCUCGUCUCGACAGUGCAGGACAUCGCCACCACCGGGGCCGACGGCCACACCUUUUUCAAGCUCGACUCGGGCAUGACGGAGCUCCUGCGCCCCUCGCUGCGCGCAGCACCCGGCCGUGCUCGACAUGCGGCCGGCGGAGAGUAUGUCAUCGUCGGCCACUGCUGCGAGUCCGGAGACCUCGUCACGCCCGCGCCCGACGAGCCGGAGACCCUCUCGCGGAGGCAUUUGGGCGGGGACGCGUCCAUCGGCGACUUGGUCGUCGUGGAGGGAGGCAGCCCGUCGAGGAGAUCUGGGCAAACGAGGUGCCAUUCGUGCCGCCCGCCGCCUAGAGGGGGGGUGGAGGGGCCGAUCGCGGUAGCUCCGGUGCAAGGCCGAGAGCUCGGUGUCGACCGAUGGCGGUGAGCGAGUUAGCGUCGGUGGGGUCGCCGGAGUGCGGCUUGGGUGGUCUCUGAGCCUGGUCGCGCUACUCGUGGUCGUUGCGGCUUGCGCGCGGAAAACUCAAAACCUUCCCGCCACGGCGCGGUGCCACGCAUGGGCUGCCAUCGGCGAAGCUGAACCUUCCUGUCUACUGCGCGGCAAAAGAAAAUCGGUAAGUUUCU